Clunio marinus is the source of this 444-nucleotide messenger RNA. NCBI's taxonomy places the organism in Eukaryota, Metazoa, Arthropoda, Insecta, Diptera, Chironomidae. The record is from the annotation of a GenBank genome assembly.
AUGUCUUCAUCAGCUGGAAGAAAAAGAAUGAGAAUUGAAGAUGGAAAAAGUAAAAGCACGCAAUUCCAAUUUCAUCCUGAGAACUUUAAAAGCUUCUUUAGUCCAGACCUCUUUAGUUAUGCCGCUAAUUAUGAUCAUGAGGUUUUUAAAUACUUAAACAUAAUAAUUUUGGGAACACCAAAAACAAAAUUAAAUUUAUCAUUUCAAAUUGCAGAAUUGCUCAUAAAUAAUCAAGAAGUAGUAAGAAAAAAAUUAAAAAGAAAAUUAUGUCGCAUAUCACAUCUGUCAGAACUAAAUGAAAACUGGUUUCGAAGGAACCCGAAAAACAAAAAUGAAUUAAAAUUUUUGCUUGCAACACCUACAUUAUCUCAUCUUUUUGAUAUAUCAACCUCUUGGUCAGCUUGUUAUGGAAAAAAGCUUUUAAGGAAGUUUCAAUUUCUUUAG